AUGGCCAUGAAUCAAAUAAAAGGCCAUAAUAUCUAUAUUGGAGGUAUUUUCAGUCUCAAAAACCAAGCAGCAUUGACACGUGCAGACAUCUCGCAUGUUCUGUCCGUGUUACAUUUGAAUGAAGCCGAAAAACAAGAGACAUUUGAGCCAUAUCAGCAUCUUUCCAUAGGAGUCGAUGAUGUCGACGAUGAAAAUUUAUUGGAACAUUUUCCUGCCGCUAUCAAGUUCAUUCAGUCCGGUCUAGACAGCGGUAGAGGUGUACUUGUGCACUGUGCAAUGGGGAAGUCCCGCUCCGCAACCAUUUGCAUCGCCUACUUGCUCCACCGACAGCCGGGGGCCCUCACACCGCAAUCUGCCCUUGCCCUGGUCCGCGAAAGCCGGCCACUUUGUGAGCCCAACGAUGGCUUUAUGCAACAGCUUGAAGUAUACCAUGAAAUGGGGUGUCCAGAUGAUGUCACUGAUCACCCAGCAUACAAGCGCUGGCUGUAUCGCCGCGAGGUCGAAGAAAGUGUGGCCUGUGGCCGUGCCCCAGAGCUGAAGUCGGUUCGAUUUGAAGACGAACAACCUAUGCGUUCUCAAGAAAACACUGGUCAAACGGUCGAGAUCAAGUGUCGCAAAUGCAGAUUCAAAUUGGCAACUAGCGCAUUCAUCGUCCCGCAUGAAGAAGAGAAAAAAGACACUGCCAAGACCUCUGCGACCGCCGAGUGCGGCCAUGUAUUCCUUCACCCCCUAAAAUGGAUGCGCUCAAGUCUCUUCCCAUCUGAGGACGCCGAGGCUGACGCGGAUGCAAUCUACGGAGCGCAUCCCGACGACGCUCCUCUCUCCGGGCGACUUACUUGCCCCAAUCCUGUGUGCGGGUCCAAUGUCGGCAAGUUCGCGUGGCAAGGCCUUCGAUGCAGCUGUGGUGGUUGGGUCGUACCCGCCAUCGGUCUGACCAAAGCCCGAGUCGAUAUCGCAAACCAAGUCAAUGUGUCUCGGGGACCAAGGGCUAAUCCUGCUAUCCGCCUCCCUCCGGGCAUGCGGGCUCCGGAAGUUGCCCAUGACUCUGGACGUGGUAAUCUUUGA
Penicillium soppii is the source of this 1065-nucleotide messenger RNA. RefSeq names its product dual specificity phosphatase YVH1 (gene dspC). Gene Ontology annotation, cellular component: nucleus. Gene Ontology annotation, biological process: protein dephosphorylation. The record is from RefSeq and is a predicted model, not a curated record. Gene Ontology annotation, molecular function: protein tyrosine/serine/threonine phosphatase activity. Lineage: Eukaryota; Fungi; Ascomycota; Eurotiomycetes; Eurotiales; Aspergillaceae. Bases 1 to 1065 code for a protein of 354 amino acids. The transcript is spliced from 4 exons.